This is a messenger RNA of Caretta caretta (loggerhead turtle), 1095 nucleotides long. Its product is annotated as beta-1,3-galactosyltransferase 1-like. Gene Ontology annotation, molecular function: N-acetyl-beta-D-glucosaminide beta-(1,3)-galactosyltransferase activity. Gene Ontology annotation, cellular component: Golgi membrane. Gene Ontology annotation, biological process: protein O-linked glycosylation. The record is from RefSeq and is a predicted model, not a curated record. NCBI's taxonomy places the organism in Eukaryota, Metazoa, Chordata, Testudines, Cheloniidae.
AUGGGGGCUGGCUUCCUGCGCAAGCAGCUCUUGGUCUGUUUCUCCGCCUUCCUCUUCCUGUUGGUUGUCAUCAUCCGCCAGGACGCCCCUGGGACCCUGCAGCUGGGGUUCCUGGGCGCACUCCGGGGUGAGCCUGUCUCUGCAGAGAAGCGCCAGGGCAGCCCCACCUUCCAGUGGCGAGGCACAGAGGAGGAGAGAGCUGGGGACUCCAUGCCUGUGCCCGUGCCCAGCCGCCCGCCAGCGACCACCAGGCACCCGCUGCAGGUCGUCUACCCCUACGGCUACCGCUUCCUCCUGAACGAGCCGGACAAGUGCCGGGAGCGGGCGCCCUUCCUGGUGCUGCUGGUGGCGACGGAGCCCAAGGACAUCAUGGUGAGGAACGCCAUCCGCCAGACCUGGGGCAACGAGAGCGCCGUGCCCGGGGUCUCCAUGGUGCGGAUCUUCCUGACCGGGGUCCACCCGCGCUACGGCUCCCCGCUGCAGCGGCUGCUGGAGGAGGAGAGCGCCCUGCAUCGCGACAUCAUCCAGCAGGACUUCCUGGACACCUACAACAACCUGACCCUCAAGACGCUGAUGGGCAUGGAGUGGGUGAGCAGGCACUGCUCCAAUGCCAGUUACGUGAUGAAGGCCGACAGCGACAUCUUCCUCAACGUGGGCUUCCUCGUCCGGCAGCUGCUGCAGCCCCAGCUGCCGCCCAAGAAGGACUUCAUGACGGGGCACAUCUACAGGAACACGGGGCCGCUGCGGAGCAAGGCGUACAAGUGGUACGUGCCCCGGGAGGUGUACCCCAACGACACCUACCCCCCCUACUGCGGGGGUGCUGGCUACGUGCUCUCUGGAGACCUUGCCAAGAAGGUGUACGGGGCGGCCCAGACCCUCCGGGUCAUCAACAUGGAGGAUGCGUUCCUGGGGAUCUGUUUGUACAAGCUGGGCAUCAGCGUGACCAACAGCCCCUGGGGCCUCUUCAACGUCUUCUGGCUGGAGUACGAGAAGUGCCGGUUCUCCAGGCUGGUGCUGGUGCAUCAGUACGGGCCCACGGACCUGCUGAGGGUCUGGCCGGACUUCCAGGGCGGGAACAAGACCUGCCCCAGCUAG